UAACAUCUAAAACAAUAUUCUAUCAUUUUCGUUGUAUCAAUCGUGAAUUUAACAUCAUUUGUUUUUAAGACUGGAUCAAGUGAGCGAAUUUGUUUAAAAUAUCAUUUGUCUUUUAGAAUUUAUCAAAUGAGUGGCUCUGUUGUUGUUACUUUUAAGAUUCGAUCUAGUGAACAAGUUCGUUGAAAACAACAUUUUUUUUUUGUUUAAGAAAGUGGUUGAUUGUUUUGACACACUAUUUGAAGCUUAACAUGCGAAAGAGUGAAGAUGCUGCAAAUAAACGAUUAUAUUUCAGACAUUGAACAAGGAAAUUCUUUUUAUCAUAUGAACAAACUUUUACGCAACAGAUAUUUUCAAGACGAUGUGUCAGUUUUGAGGAUUUAGCAGUACGUUUUUUGUGAAUUUCCUCAUACUAGAAUCAUAAUUAUAUAUUCAUAAGAGAAAAAGAGUAUUCUUUGACCAAAGCCUAAAACAUAAUCCAUUAUUAGCAGCAUCCUCUAUAUUUCACACGAAUAUUUUUCAAGAUUGGAUCAAGUGAGCGAGUUGGUUCGAUAUGCCGUUCAAGGAAAUUGACGUGGAUACUGUGUACAAGGGUGAUCCUCAGCUAAAGAAAGAGGAUAUCAAGAAUUUGAAGGAAUGGGCUGAGAUGCAACCUCAUCUCCCUAAAAUGACUGAGCUACAGCUGAUCUUAUUUCUGCAAAGUUGCUACUACAGCAACGAGUUAGCUAAAACCACAAUCGACAUCUAUUUCACGGUGAAAACUCUAUGUCCAGACAUAUUUGCUAACCGUUCCAUCAAAGACCCAGCCGUGAAACUUGCAGCCACGACUAUGCUGGCAUCUAUUUUGCCGAAACGAACUCCAAACGGUGACACAGUAAUUUUUUUCAAGCUGAUGGACAACAAUCCCGAUAACUUCAACUUCGCACUCCAAAUUCGAUGCUUUGACAUGAUCACGUUGUCACAUCACCAUCGUGAAGGGCCUCAAAACGGUAUCACGAUAUUAUUUGACAUGCAAGGAAUCGUUUUUGGUCAUUUUCUCAAACUCAGUGUCGUUAUCAUGAAGAAACUGCUGUAUUAUUUGCAGGAAGGUAUGCCGAUCAGACUGAAGAGUUUGCAGUAUUUCAACAUUCCUUCAUUCAUGGACAAGAUUCUAGCCCUCAUGAAACCAUUCAUGAAAAAAGAACUGUAUGAUUCCAUACAAAUUCAUACAACUAUGGAAAGUCUUUACGCACAAGUUCCCAAGGACAUCUUACCGCAAGAGUAUGGUGGCUCGUGUGAAUCUUUAAAGAACUUACAUGAUAAGUUCUUGAAGCUGAUGGCAGAAUCUGAAGACCUAUUCAAAUUUCAAGAAACUCAACUGGCCGAUGAAUCAAAGAGACCCGGAAAACCCAAAAGCAUCAGUGACGUUUUUGGAAUGGAAGGAACGUUCAAGAAAUUAGAAGUGGAUUAGCAUAUUAUAUAGCUUAAUAAUGUAUUUAGAAAGGUUCAAUAAAUUUUAUUAUGGAGAGCUAGAUUGGUGUUUGGAUUUGGGAUAGUGCACAUCUCAAAGGUGCAGAGUGUGAAACUCUAAAAUGUUAUUUUUCAAGUACUGAUAGCUAAAAAUAUUCAAUAUCUAGAAAUACAAACCAAAAGAUAUAGGUAUCUAAUAAUGCUUAUUACAAAAAAAUAAAAUAUGGAA
Messenger RNA from Acanthoscelides obtectus, 1675 nucleotides. Lineage: Eukaryota; Metazoa; Arthropoda; Insecta; Coleoptera; Chrysomelidae. The record is from the annotation of a GenBank genome assembly.